GCUGUAUAAGCGCUGAGCCCGUGCUGCAGGAGUGAGCCGCGCGAGCUGAGUUGGCAUCGUCUGGGACACAGCAGAAAGGUACCGUAUCAUGGAGGGCGUCAGCUUCCACCGCCCCCCAUUAUUUCCUAUGGGCACGUGCGCUGCGCGCCUGAUCCUCAUGUAUCCUCUUACACAACUUACACUAAGCCUGGGACCCUCCUUCCAGGAAUAGCCCCUGGGGUUCUCCUCCUCCUCCACCAGCAAUACUCACUGCCAACUUUCCUCCCACCAGCUUUACUGACAUGCUGCAAAUAUUUGCUCCAAUUCUGGCAAUCCAGAUAGUUGUGUAGGACUGUCUAUCCAACAAUGCUCAGCCAGCCACACAUCAUGGGAGAUGUAAGUGAGAAGUGUUUUAGAAUGUGAAGGUUACCUAACAGUACCCAAGUAUGUUUGAUAGGAGCUUAGUAUUUGAGCAGGGCUCAGUUCUGAUUGGCAUCUGCAACUUCACUCUCCUGGUAUUGGGGACUGUUCUACAUCGCAGCUGGUGGGUCUGGGGCACUUGUACCCCCUUACAUGGGCACACAGCCAGACAGACUGCAUCUGAUCCUGCAGGAGAGUCUUACUAACACAACAACUACUGAACUUACUACUGCCAUAUGUUCAGUUCUUUAAAACAAAUUCUAGCUCUGAGUGUAGAAAUACAUGAUAUACUCCGCAUACAUUGUGCACAUGUUGCUGUACGUUAUUACCAUUAUCUGCAAAGAAAGUUUACUUUUCUUGCAUGUUAUUACACACCGCAGUUUUACAAGUUUGCUGAUUAUAAUUACUGAUGAGCACAUGAAUUAGAUUAAACGUAGAAACACAUGAAUCAUUAGAAUCUUGGCAAUAAUAUUAAAUCCCAUUUCUGAUAAUCUCAAAGUGGGCUGAUUGACUCCGUGGAUUAAAUUAAUUUUUAGAUUAAAAUAAUGUUGAGCUUUUUGGGUUGGGCAUGGAGUUCUGGUACACAUUUUCUACAUAUCAGCUAUUUUUUAUUUUUUUUGGCAACACAAUACAUUUGUCAAAUAUAAAAACAGAAAAAUAAAUACAAACGUAUCCACUGAGUGGUACGGUUCUGGUCGGUAUGGUCUGGUACGCUAUUUUGAGUGUUUCCGUUAUGAAAGUGGCCCAUAAAACCGAAUCAAACUGCACCAUUCCUGGGCCCCCUUCAGAUAUAGGUCCAUAGGAAAUUAUACGGUACAGUUAGGGUGGAACUACUGGCAUCACACUUGACAUAUGCACGGUCACCUUAACAUUAAAUAUAUAAAGGUCAUUGUCAACAGCAGGCCAACGUUGGCCUGCACAAUUACCAUCCUGCAGUUUACAAUUUAACCCCUUGACAAUGACCCACCCCCAUAUAACAUAAUACCCAAACAUUGUAACAUUUAACUUGACAUUGAAACAUAGUUAAAACAGAACAAACGCCAUUUGUGGCGAAACGCGUUUAUGGACUUUUAAUUGUGUAUUUUAUAUAUAUUAAAGUAUAUUUGGUUACUUUUUAAUCUGUGCCACUUAUCCUUUUUAUACACUCUAAUUUAUUUACUACCUGGCAUUUUCUCAACAUCUCGGACUCCAAGAAAUCCUAGGUGGGGAUCAAACCACCAGCGCUACGUCAAGGAGCAGUUGUUCUGCUCCCGCCUUGUGAGUACCCAUUUUAUUUUCAUUUAUUUUAUUACCAACAUUGUAUCCAGUGUACACUAUUGGUUGUUUCUUUCUACCCGAGUGUCUGAUACACCACUGACGGAGGAAGUCCACCCUAUAUCCCAUAAGCGGGGAUCAAAUCGCUGUACGCCUUCUAUACUAGAGCAAGUUUAGCUCUUUCAAAUGUGAGUUUUAUUUUUCCCUUCUUAUUCAUUUUUUAGUGUUUUAACAUUUUACACUAUUGGCUCUCCACCAUUUUAUCUUCCAUAUACGAGUGGAUUCUCACGGAUGAAUAUAUAAAGGACAAUUGCUCCGGAUCAAGCACGGAUAGAUCCCAUAACCCCAAAGAGCAUACUCUAGAUAAGACUUUUCUUAUUUUACUACAGCUAUUUAUUUGGACUAUUUAUAACUUUCAUUUGUGUAUUGGCGCAGCCCUUAUCUCUUAUUCUCUCUCUCUCUGACAUUGAAACAUGACCAUUGCCAUCAAAGGGCACCAUCCAUUGCCACCAAAGGGCACCACAAGUGUAGGGGCAUACCGAGACACUACCUACGAGCUCGAACCUACCAAACCAGUCCAAAGGCCUACCUAUUAGCCCUGAACUCCAAACUUUUCCCCCAUCUCACUCUUUUCUCCCCCCAACUUUACUCUCCAUCCCCCGCCACAUCUCAGAGCUCGACUCCUCCAACUUGUCUGGCCUAAUGUAAGACCUGAACCUCAGCGACUCCCACUCACAAUCCUUUUUACCUGAUCAUCACCCAAGCCUAGUCUCGCCGUUUCAGUAGCCACGCCAAUCCUAAAGGAAUGGGUCCCGAAUUGGCCCGGGUCCACUCCCAACCUUGCCAAUGCCUUCCGAAAAACCCAGAGGAACUGGAACUUCGAUAGCAAAGAGCCGUCCUCAUGCUUAAAAUAUGAACCCCCCGGCCAUCGCCCGAACCUCCCGGAAGGCCGCUGCGCACUUAACCAGGCACGUUCUCCCACAACGUAACCAACGUUCCCUUCCCCAUUACAUCCGUCUUGGACCGCCUCAGGUUGAUCACUACCUUGUUACUCCACACUUCCACAUCCACCGCCUGAAGCCCCCCGGGCCCUUGGCGAUUGCUGCUGAGCAGCUCGCUGACAUGAAAUGCCCCGAAAAAGGCGAAACUAAAAACCACGGAGAACAGCGUAACUUCGUAUCCUGAAAAACACACCGCGGGCAGCACCCGGACCACCCGCUGAAGCAACGCGAACGACACCGGUCUCCUAGAAUCCACUGACACCUUACCCCUCCUGAAACCUUUCAGUGUUUGCCUAACAAGAAAAUGUUUGGUGGCAUCCUCCCAACCGUUAAACUUGAACAGGAAGGCUAACGCUGCCAGCUUACACCCUACUACAGCUGCCGAAGCCCCUGCAGUGACCGACCUACACAAGAGCCACAGCAGCGCGUCCAGCCAGGCCUCCCUUGAGAGCUGACCCCCUGUCUGUUGCACCAGCUCGUCCCAUUCCCCCCACACCUUACUGUAUGCCGCCCAGGUAGCGGGUGCCAGGGAGUCCCUGAUCAGUCCGCCAAGCAUGAUGUCCCGAGCCGCCACAUCUCGUCCGGGCAUGACAUCCCUUCCUCCCGCGCGCCAGGUGCCACCUGCCGGAACCUCUCCCACUGUGAACGAGAACGCAUCAGCAAUAACAUUCAACAGUCCCGGCAUGUGGCGUGCCCGAAAAAACAAUAUUAAAGCGCAUAAGGAACAAGACAAAAUGGCAAAGAAGCCGCACCACCGGGAUAGAGGACGCUGAUAGCCCGUUCACUGCAUCCACCGUUUUGCAUCUACCACUGCCAUAUUGUCCGAAAAGAAUACCACCUUCUUAUCCCUCAACUGUGGACCCCAUAGUGACAGCGCUACAACUAACGGGAACAACUCCAGGAACGCCAAGUUGCGUAUCAGCAGGCUGGUCUUCCAGGCCGCUGGCCAAGUUCCCGCGCACCAUUGACCCAAAAAGUAUUGACACUCCCCGACGCGUCCGUGAACAGCUCCUGGGAUGACGCCGCCGGCUCCCGAAAGAACACCUUCCCGUUACAGUCCCGCAAGAAUUCCCCCCCCCCAGACAUCCAGAUCGGCCUUCAUUGUAGAAGAACCUUUUUCUCAAGGUGAAAUUGAUAGUUUCUCUUCCAAAGCACAAUACAUCUGUCCGUAUAUGGUAGUCUUAAAAAGCAUUGUUGGAAGUACAGAUUGUACCGUGUGUCUCUGGUUUCUUAACUAAAGUCUGAAUUUUCAAAUGGAUUUGCAAUUCUUUUAUGUACAAACAGCAAAUCAAGUAAAAGUUUAGUCAUUUCAACCAAGCAAGCAUAACUUAAUCAAUACUGUUUUUUGUGUCUAGUUAAAAACUCUAUCUUUCACAUGUGAAUUCUAUAUAUUAAAAGAUAUAAUUUACUAAAACACCUUGUAUAUACCAUAUUUCUAAUGGAUCAGUCACAUCUGGUAAAUAAAUGCAUUUGCUAUUUGGCAAGUGAAUUUUAUGGAAAUCUAGACUAGAUUUUCCCACUGGAAACUCUUGCAGCUAAUAGAAAAAAAAAAAAGUUUUUUUUUGGAGGGGAAAAUGAAACUCUCGGCAGCCUGAGUGUUAAGUUUGUGGCACACUAAAAGUAAAUACAGAAUGACCAUAAAACCUAAUAUGGGGCAUACCUACUAAACAAUGAACAGCCAGUAGUGAGAGUAUUAAUACAAUUGGAAUACAUUGUGAUCUUUCUGUGUUCCUUCCUUAUUCCCCCACUGCCCAGCAAUUGGGGAAUUUAAAUGGAUUAGCAACAGGCAGCCAUUGCUAAGGCCACAUUCUUUCUUGGACAUACUUAAAAGGACACUAUAGGCACCCAGACUAUUUCAGCUCAUUGAAGUGGUUUGGGUGCAUAUUCCCAGGUCCUUUAACCCUGCAAAAGCAAUUGCCUUCGUGGGUUAACUGGUAGACGGGCACUAGCGGGACUUCUGGGCCGUUACGCAACUUUUGGAUGUACUCCUGACAUGCAUGAGGACUUCAUGAGCAUGCGCCUUGGGUCUCCUCUGGUGGCUCAUAUCGACAGGUGGAACGGCGCCAGCGCUGAGGGACAUAAAUGCUGGACUGAAGUUUUUUUUUUUUUUUGUUUGUUUUUUUAACCCCUUCUGCAUGGGGGAGGUGAGGGGUGCGUAUAAGGGGGGAGCUAUAGUUGGUAGUAUCGUUCCCCUUUAAAUCUUCAUCCAUUUAUGAAAUCAUGUUGCAUUCUUGUAGUUCCACCCUCCCUGUUGCCAAACAAAAGUAUUUUAUGUCCCCAAUCAGGACCUGUUCUCAUGACCCCCGAUGGCACUACUCCUCCCCCAUAACAGAACUUCAACACUAUUUUUUUUUUUUUUUUUUACUUUAAAUUCCAUUCCUCUGUCUCUCUGAAUAGGGGAUGGAUUUGGCACCUGAAUGUCCCCAGCUGGUGAAUUACUCUGUAACUGCUACAAACACUGUUCUCCUUGGAGGAAACAUAUUUUAUGUGGCUCUACAAAGGACAAAAGCCAUUCAAAUGGCUAAAUAAGAACUGUGCAUUUGGUACAAAUGCAUUUAAUCCUGUGAUUUCAGGAAACGAGAACAUCUCACAUUCAUGCAUUGAGUAACUUGUACUGAUUGCACUGAUCACCCAAGCAUGAAGUGAAGGGCACUGUGAUUCUAAUUUCAACUGCAUACUUCAGCCCAUAUUUCACUGGGAUGUGAUAGAAUGGAGUGAUCACCAACAACACGGUGAAUAGUACGGUUUAAUUGUUAUGGUAUGCUAUAUUGUAUACGUAUGUGCACUGAAUAACCAGUAAACAUGAAUGUACUAAAAGAUUAGGUACUUGUACUAGCCUGCUUUUUUGAAGGGGGGUGUGGAGGGGGAGAGUGUUAUGUGACAGCAUAUUUUCUACUAUUUUCUCCACACCGCCUCCUAUUGCUUGACAGCAGUGAUACGCAUUGUUACUGACUGGUGCCCUAUUGUGUACCUCCCAAGUGCCCCUAUUUUUAUUUUGUUUUGCUUGUGUUGUAAAUCAUUAUCUAAUAUAUACAUGCAGUUGCCCUUUUGACCAAAUGCUUUUUUUUUUCCUUUAUGCCACACAUAUUUUCUUUACCCUUACCUAGCAAGAAAAUGUGCUUAACUGGCUUUUUCUAGUACUUCCUGGCUGUAUUAUAUUGGCUGCACUGAAGCGGCUCUGUUCACAAAAAUACAUUUGAUCUAAUCUACUUUCUAUAUAGCUAUCUAUUUGAAUCUUAUGUAUUUUUUUUUUCUGCGUGCUGUAGUUUUUGUAAAAUACAUAAAAGCAAGAACUAUUUUUCCUAUAUAUAGCAGUCAGGUUGACAAAACUUGACAAUGGCUUAAGCUUAAAGUAAGGUUCUGUUACCGUUACCCAUCCUUUUUUCCGACAAUCCAUCAGUAAAAUUAAUUCCGUAGAAGGCCAAUAGUAAACAUCAUGGACAGAGGAGAACAAAAUGGCUGCUCCUAGGUAUUAAGCUCCCGCACAAGGAUGGUUUAAUCCACUUCGUAGACAUAGUUAAUCAAUAUAAAAUAAUCCCCUUCUCACAUCUACAGACCCAAUGCGGAUUACUACAUAAUGAAUUGUUUACUUAAAAAGUUUUCUUAUCUAGAUCUAUUUUACCAAGUUACAUCUUUGAAGAUUUUAUAUUAAUGACUAAAUAUUUAUCAAAUAUUUUACCAGGAUGGAUACAUUGAGAUUUCUCUUGUUUUCAAGUAUGUCCUGGGUCUUUGUCCACAAAACAUUGCAUUGUUACAAUAAAAUACAAUAUUACAAAAAUAUAUAAAUUUAAUACAUAACAGGUAAUAAAUAUAUUUACACAUGACCGGUGCAUUCUGUGCUGAGGUAUAUUGCCAUAGAUCUCUUAAUAGAUUUUAGAUUGAAUGAAGAUUUGACUGUCCUGAGGUUAUUCCAUAAUUGCGGUGCUGUAGGAAAAGGAUUGAGCCGCUUUAUUUUUGUAUUGCGGUAUGCUAAAUAUCGUGGUAGUACUGGAUCGGAGGUUAUCUGAGGUGGGAACAGCCAGGGAGAGCAUUCUACUCAGGUAGGGUGGGAGCUUCCCAGAAAUGCGUUUAUGCACAAGGCUGGAUAGAUGAAGAGUGCGUUGGGAUUCCAGAGACAGCCAGUUUAGCUCUUUUAACAUGUAUGCCCCUAUUCCUAAAAAGGAAACAUAUCUGAAGAGUUCUUUCUCACAGGAGGAAUGGAGUACGGGAAUAGCUCUCGCCACACGCAAUAUUCAUUGCAUAACACUCAAACUACAUUAUAAACGAAUCUACCGUUGUUCUAUGGUUCCCCAACAAAUGCAUAGAAUUUCUAAAUCAAUUUUAAAUCUUUGUUGGAGAUGUCUAUCAGAUAUAGGCACUAUUUAUCAUAUUUGGUGGGACUUCACACUGCUGAACGUAUUAAAAACAAACCUAUGUAAACUACUCAAAAAUUGGUUCCCAAAUUUUCAUACUAUUUCUCCACAAAUGUUUUUGUUUAAUAUUGAUUUUCCUAUUGGUAACAAAAUACAGAAGAAUUUAAUUGUUCAUGUUCUAAUGGCCACUAAGAUCUGUGUAGAAAGACAAUGGGGAGGGGGGAGGGGGAACCAGAACCACCAAACUGGAUGGAAGUACAAAAUCAAUUAGAAUUUCAAUGUAGAAUGGAAUAUGGAUUCUAUGCAUCGAAAGGGGAAUUGGAUAAAUAGACAAACCUGGCAUCCCUGGACACAGUAUAAGGAAUCUCAAAAUAUAAACUGAAUUAUCUUGGGACUCCCCUUAGACCACCCCGCGACAUGGUUUUCGUCAACCCGAAGCGAAACGUGUUUCAUUUUAUUUUUCUCUUCUUCUGCCUCUUUCUCUUGAAUGAAGUAUGAAAGGGAUGUUCUUGCAUCCAGGUAAAAUCAUUGAAUAGAUUUAAUAACUAAGGAUCAUCAAUUUGAAUGUAAUGAUGUUUUUAUUUUAUCUAUACUCUAUAAUUCUAAAAUAUGUUUAAUAUUUUGUAUUUGUAACAACUUAAAUAUCUUUUGAAAUAAAGAAAUAUAAAACUAAAAAAAAGAUCCCGCCAGUGUCCCUGUUGUCCAGUCUGCCUUUAUAGAGCUACAGGUAUUGAGGAUGUGAAAACGGAGCAAAUCUGGGGAAAAUGGAGUUACUAAAAUAGCUACCAGAAAGAAGGGCUGAGUUUAUAUGGUUCCAGUGAUGGUGACUACUGUUGUCAAUAAGUAUUACUACCAGCACUUGUUUGCUGUUUAAAGGGUCACUCCAUACCUCUAAAGCACUUGAUUCCCCCACCCCAAUCUAGCAGUCAGAAGACCGGUUCUGUUAGCUCAGUGGAAGUAAUUGCACAGAUUACCUGCUUUGCAAAGGCGUCUCAUUGACCUGCAUUGGGAAAUCUUGAUUAUAAGGGUAGGGCUUGCAAAGGUUGCAGACGAGAUUUGGACAAUGGAGAGCCCCUUUAAAUCAAAUUUGACUUGCUGUCCAUUUCACUUGUACUCCUUGCUGCAGAGUCCCAUAAGGUCAUAGUUUCACUCAACUUAUGUAAACCAACCCAUAAAACAUAUUUGGCUUAUUAAGUAUUAUAAUUUAAAUGUAUGAGUAUUGAAUAAUUUACACACCACUAAUCGUCAUACAAUGAGCCAUAUUUAUAGACCAUACAUAUUAAAUUCUGUAGUACAAUGUGAAUUAUCCAUGCCAUAAUGUGAUAUAUAUAUAUGUAUUGGGUUGAUGGAGUGAGGGGUUUUAGUCCCUACCAGAAACUUUACAUUUUCUAUACAGUAGGGUUCGGAAACAUGUCCUUUAUUUUUGGUCUGCUCUGCUCUUAUUUAGAAAAGGAGAAAAAAAAAAAACACAUCUGUGUUCUUGUCCAAUCCAAUGCCCAAUUAAUUUGUGGCGAAAUAUGCAUGCGCAGCAAAACGCCAUGCUUAUCCAAUAAAAUUAUUUUUCCAUAAGGUUUGACUUGUUUCUCAUAGGGGAAGAGCAUCUAGUGGCUGUCAGGAAGACUGUCACUAGAAGUGUAUUGAACCCUGCAAUAAAACAUUCCAGCUUCUACAAAACUGCAAUGCUUUACAUUGCAGGGUUAAAGCGACCGGGCACAGCACCCAGAACACUUCCUUGAGAUGAAAUGCCUAUAGUGCCCCUUUUAAGCAUAAAACCGUGUAUGUUUUCUUUGCACUACAUGACACUAAAUAGACUUAACAAGAGAGGGUCAUUUUAAAAAUGUUCUAAAAACUCAGGUCAGUUCACAACACCGCAUCCACAUUUGGGGGAAGAAAAGGGAAACAAGAAAUGGGUCUGAUGAGCAAUAGUUCUCCAUGUGCCAGUUUGGGCUAUAUGUCAGCAGUGUAACCACUUAUCUGUAGCAUAUUGUCUGCUUACCUAGGUGUGUCAUGCUUUACUGUUUUCUACACGUAGAGAUAAGAGUGCGCUAGCUGACUUAUUUUUUUCUAAAUAACACUGGCCGCUUAGAAUUAAUCUACUAACUAAAAUGCCCAUCUUUUUUCCUUCUUAAAAUUUCAAGAUUACUGUAGCACAUGACAUAAGGGACAAAUUUGGUCUUUUAAUGUACAGAAGGCAGAAAUAACACUUGCUGUAUAAAGCGAUAUAGUCUACCAAUAAGAUGUUAAAAGACAAUCCAUUUUAUGGAAAAAGUUUGGAAAAUCUCACUGAGUGGACGCCUGAUCGGACUGCAUUGAGUAUUCUCCUCCUAUUCAAGUUAAAUUAUUUCUUUUUUUCUUUUCUACCAAUAGGACAAAAGUUUCAAACCAGUUGGAUUCCAUGGUGACUGUGGCAAUGUUAUCCACAUUUACAGGGCAAUCCAGGCUUUAAUUGAUGAUUUUUUUUAUUCAUUACAAAAACAAAGAUAAAAUAAAGAAUUAUACAUUUUUUUAAUUCCUUAAUUUCAUGCAAAUCACCAAAUAUUACAUCAUACGCAUUAAGAUUUAGUCUUUCCAGAAAGCACCUCGGCCAAUUAAGCGUUUUGCAUUCUGGGCUAAGGAGUCUGAAAUAUGUUGAGGAAAUUGCUAAAAUGACAAUGAAGGGGGAACUUAUCAUCAUGGGUGACUUUAAUCUUCCUGGUGUGAACUGGAAAACCAAAUUAGCUACUUGUGCCAGGAGCACACAUAUUCAAAACUCCCUACUUGGAUUGUCUCUAAAACAAGUCAUUGAGGAACCAACUCAUAAAGAGGCCAUUCUAGAUUUAGUGUUAACAAAUAAAGAUUUGGUAUCAGAUAUUACUGUAGAUGAAAGUUAAGGAUCCAGUGAUCCGUCAGUGUUGUUUAAUAUAAGAACAGUGACUGAGUCACACCACACAAAAACAAAAGUUUUAGACCUUAGAAAAAUAGACUUUUCUAAAAUUAGAAUAUGUGUAAAUCAGUCAUUAUCAGACUGGAUCAAUUUAAAUGGAGUUCAAGAGAAAUGGGAUUAUUUAAAAAUUGCACUGCUGAAGGCAACAGAAAAUUACAUUAGGCUUGUCAGUAAAAGCAAGAAACCACUGUGGUACUCCGCAGAUGUGGCCAAAAUCAUUAAAAAAAAAGUUAGCAUUUAGUAAUUCUAAAAAAAAAAAAAAAAACAGAGUGAGAAACACAGAAUGAUCUGUAAGAUUAGGCAGAAAGAGGCUAAGCAAGUUAUAAGGGCUUCCAAAUCUCACACAGAAGAUGAAAAUAGCACAGUCAGUAAAAAAAAAAGGGGGCCAAAACACUUUUUAGAUACAUAAAUGAGAAAAGGAAAGUAAAACCAGGAUUAGUGAGAUUAAAAACAAAAGAAGGAAGGUAUGUAGAAGAGAAUAAAGGUCUAGCUGACUGCCUCAACGAAUAUUUUUGUUCAGUAUUUACAGACGAAAAUGAAGGAAAGGGUCAGUUUGCCUCAGUUGAGAAAAAGGAUAAAUGAGUCAUUUAUUACACAUGAGUUUACAGAGGAAGAGGUUCUUUUUCAACUGUCAAAAGUAAAGCCAAAUAAGUCAAUAGGACCUGAUGGAAUACACCCAAAGUUAUUAAAAGAGCUUAGUGGUGUACUAGCAAAACCAUUAACAGAUUUAUUUAGCCAAUCAUUGUUAACAGGAGUAGUCCCAGAAGAUUGGAAGUUAGCGAAUGUUGUGCCCAUUCACAAGAAAGGUAGUAGGGAGGAGUCGGGCAACUAUAGGCCAGUAAGCCUUACUUCAGUAGUGGAGAAAGUAAUGGAAACCAUGUUAAAGGAUAGGAUUGUCGAACAUCUAAAAUCACAUGGCUUUCAAGAUCAGAGACAACAUGGAUUUACUUCAGGGAGAUCAUACCAAACUAAUCUUUAUUGAUUUUUUUUUGUUUUUUUGAUUGGGUAACUAAAAUAAUAGAUCAGAGUGUUGCAGUCAGGACCGGUGCAAGCCUUUUUGCUGCCCUAGGCAAAAAAUAUUUUGCCGCCCCCACUCAUAAAGACUAACACAUGCUGACUCAAGUAUAAACAUACACUGAUCCAUGCAAACUACCGCACACGCACUGACCCAUAUACACACUCUGACCCAUGCAGAGACACAUAUACAGACAUACACUGACUGAUAAAGAUACACACUGAUCCAUACAGACUGACAUACACAAACAUACUGAUUCAAGCAGACUAACAUUCUCUGACACACAUCUUAACUCCUUUGCUGCUCCUAUGCUCAUCUUGCCUGCGCCUGGCUUCCUAUCCCUUCCUCUCUCUUAACCCGGGCCUCUGCUAUCCUUCCGAACCACUUGCCCCCACGUACAUUGGAAGGGGUGGGAGUGAGAGAUUGAAGGGUUCUUGCUCUGCUUUGGCAUUGGAUGCCUCGGAGGGGGCCUGGCUCUUAAGGCUGACGUGGAUGCCGCAGGAUCGGUGUUCUACCGGGCGCUAGUGAGCGUCAAUGUAAGUUCUCCCUAGUGCCCAGUAACCGGGUGGCUGCGGGCCGGCGCAAACUUGAUCAUAAAGUCAGGGCCGGCGCCCCUCUAAAGCAGGCCUGCCCUGGGUGCAGUAGACAUUGCUUACCUAGAAUUCAGUAAGGCUUUUGACACUGUUGCACAUAGGCUUAUCAAUAAAUUGCAAUCUUUAAGUUUGGAUUCCAAUAUUUUUGAAUGGGUAAGGCAGUGGCUGAGUGACAGGUAACAUAGGUUUGUAAUCAAUGGAGUAUAAUUGAAGCAUGGGCUUGUCACCAGUAGGGUACCUCAGGGAUCUGUACUUGGACCCAUUCUGUUUAAUAUUUUUAUUAGUAAUAUUGCAGAAGGUCUUGAUGGUAAGGUAUGUCUUUUUGCUGAUGAUACUAAGAUAUGUAACAGGGUUGAUGUUCCAGGAGGGAUAAGCCAAAUGACAAAUGAUUUAGGUAAACUAGAAAAAUGGUUGUGGCAGCAGACAUUUUAAUAUGGAUAAGUGCAAGAUAAUGCAUCUUGGACGUAAAAACCCAAGGGCAGAAUACAGAAUAUUUGAUAGAGUCCUAACCUCAACAUCUGAGGAAUGGAAUUUAGGGGUGAUUAUUUCUGAUGACUUAAAGGUAGGCAGACAAUGUAAUAGAGCAGCAGGUAAUGCUAGCAGAAUGCUUGCUUGUAUAGGGAGAGGUAUUAGCAGUAGAAAGAGGGAAGUGCUCAUGCCCUUGUACAGAACACUGGUGAGUAUUGUACGCCGUACUGGAGACCGUAUCUCCAGAAGGAUAUUGAUACUUUAGAGAGAGUUCAGAGAAGGGCUUCUAAACUGGUUCAUGGAUUACAGGAUAAAACUUACAAGGAAAGGUUAAAGGAACUUAACAUGUAUAGCUUGGAGGAAAGACGAGACGGGGGAAUAUGAUUUACAUAAAGGGAAUCAACACAGUAAAGGAGGAGACUAUAUUUAAAAGAAGAAAAACUACCACAACAAGAGGACAUAGUCUUAAAUUAGAGGGGCAAAGGUUUAAAAAUAAUAUCCUGAAGUAUUACUGUACUGAGAGGGUAGUGGAUGCAUGGAAUAGCCUUCCAGCUGAAGUGGUAGAGGUUAACACUGUAAAGGAGUUUAAGCAUGCGUGGGAUAGGCAUAAGGCUAACCUAGCUAUACAAGACGAGGCCAGGGAGUAAUUAAAGAAUAUAGAAAAUUGGGCAGACUAGAUGGGCCGAAUGGUUCUUAUCUACCGUCACAUUCUAUGUUUCUGUGUGUUUAACCCAGGGCUGUAAGGGAAAAAUUAGGGUGCAGGAUCGGGACAAGUUUGUAUAGAAUUAAGGCCUUAAAAUCUUGUCAAUAAUGUGGCCGGAAGUGGGUGCAGACGGGCUAAACUCUAUGAAACACUGCAUAUACAAAUUCCAGGCAGCAUGACCACUUCAAAGGAAUAAAGUGGAUAUGGUGUUUUGAGUAACCCAUUCCGUUUAUUCAAAUCCCUUUUGCAAAACGAAAAUUAUGCUUACAAAUUUAUCAUAAUUUUAGUCCUCUGCUUUAGUGACUUUUUUAAAGCCGUAGAUUUUCUUGUGACUGUGGGAAUGAGUACAGCUGUAUUUUUGUCUGUUAAUUAGAAAACCAAGUUUACGAGACUUAAGAUAGGGAAUUAGGUUUACCUGUGUGAACUGCAGUAAAUAUUGCAAUUUGUUAUUUGCACACUCUGUACAAGGCAAAGGCAUUCAGUUUCAAGUUAACCGCUUACAGAGAAAAAGGUGUGAAUUCCUGGUAUCUGAUUAAAUACCUUCUCUGAAAGAAGAUAUCUGGUUCAGUUACCUCGAAUUCUACUUGUAUAUUCCAUUUUGACAUAUUUUUUUUUUAUAUAGUGCUGCAGAUGAUUUGAGACCUGGUUCAAAUGAAGAGCCUUUGACGACCAUUGAUAUGUCUGACACGUGCAUUACAGGGCCACUUGUACUUGUUCGUAGGUUAUGGUGCAAGGGGGUCCCCUGUUUAUAUUUCUUUGCGUACAUUUGGUUAUUGGCUAACAUUAACCCCUUAAGGACUGAGCCAAUUGUACAAGUUGUGAUCAAAACGUUAACAAAACCGGAAUUUUCGCUACAUGUCUGUUCAACCAUAAUUCACCUCUUUCAUAUUAAAUGCACUCACACUUAUUAUAUAUAACUUUUGUUCAGGAGAAAUAGGGAUUUCAUGUCACAUACAAUAGUUAUAUAUGAAACCUAAUUUAUUAUGUAUAAAAUCUAAAUAAAUGUGAGAACUUUUGAAUUUUUUUUAAGUUCUGCGUGGCAUUUUAAGUGUGAAUGUCAUAAUGCUGUUACUUUAAUAAUGUACACAUAUUUGCAUUCAGCGAUUGUCACACUAGUAAAACAGUACCCCAUGUACAGGUUUUAUGGUGUUUUGCAAAAUAAUAGGGUCAAAUAUAGCACGUUACAUUUUUCUGUAUAUACACAUUGAAAAAUUUGCAAGAUUGUUUAUGUUGCCUUUGAGACCAUAUGGUAGCCUAGGAAUGAAAAUUACCCCCAUGAUGGCAUACCAUUUGCAAAAGUGGACAACCCAAAGUAUUAUAAAUGGGGUAUGUCCAGUCUUUUUUAGUAGUCACUUAGGCACAAACACUGGCCAAAGUUAGAGUUUAUAUUUGUUUGUAUGUGAAAAAUGCAAAAAACUAAACUGAACGGUAAUUUUGGCAACAUAACCAAUCUGGCAAACUUCAAUGUAAAAAAACAAAAAAGCAAGCCUUAUAUUUGACCCUGUAACGUUAAAAAACAAACAAAAAAAAAACAUAAGACCUGUACAUAGGGGGUACUGUUAUAUACCGGAGACUUUGCUGAAUACAAAUAUCAGUGUUUCAAAACAGUAAAACCUAUCACAACUAUAUAGUCGGUGUAAGUGCUGUUUGUGUAUGAAAAAUGCAAAAAAAUGGCACUUUCACUGACGAUAUUGUUGUGAUAUGCUUUAAAACACUAAUAUGUGUUUAGCGAAGUCUCCUGAGUAAUCCGUAUGCCCCAUGUACAGGUUUUAUAGUGUUUUGGAAAGUUACAGGGUUAAAUAUAGGACUUGCGAAUCAAAUUCUCUGGACUUUCUGCCUGGGUUGUCGGGCAAGUCCCUCAAAUUGUAAUAAUUAAGUGACUUAAUUAUGUAAAAAUAUUACAUAAAUAAUAUAUGUAGAAUUUACGUGUGUGUGUGUGUAUGUGUGUGUGUAUGUGUGUGUGUGUGUGUAUAUAUAUAUAUAUAUAUAUAUAUAUUUAUAACAUAAACCUUGUUGAAGUGCACUCACAGGACUCGAUACUGUUUCUAAUCGUGCUUAUUUAUUGAAGCAUUAAAAUUUCAAUACAGGCAGUGUCCACGUUUCAGUCCUCCAUGGGACUUUUUUCAAGUCCCUUCAACAAGGUUUUAUAUGUUACGAGGUCGGAGUUUGCACCUGGUCAACAGACCAGACCGGGAGCAGUGAGUGCGGGACACGUCAUUCUAAGUGUAUCUUAAUAUUCAUACAAUGUAAUAUAUAUAUAUAUAUAUAUAUAUAUAUAUAUAUAUUUUAAAAUACACUUAGAAUAAUUUAUGUAUGUGUGUAUAAAAGUACUUAGAUCGUUCUGUGCAGCCCUCCGGCGUUUAGAGCCAUUCCGAAAAGGAUGGCAUAGAAAGCCCACCGUCCUUAAGGGGUUAAUACUGCCAUAGGCCCACCCCUCAGUGACCGACAUCAGACUAGGUAAUCAUCAGUUAUUCAGGAUUUUUUUCAAGGUGAAUUUGAAGUGAAUUGGCACUAUUAAAAUUGUAGGAUCAGGAAUACAAAUAUGCAUAUGUUUUCCACUGUGUGGUAAGGUAAUGUUCUAAUUUAGCCAUGAAUCAAAUACAUGGAAAAUAGCUUACCAUGGCUGUGAAUCCUUCCAGAUGGCUAUAAAAUAUAGGCAUUUGGUUAUACAUUCAGGUUUACAAUCUAGUUUGCUUUUAAAUUUUUUUUUUUUUUUUUUUUUUAACAUAUUGCCUAAUGCCCGCUUUUUUUUUUUUUUUGUUUCAGAAUGUAUUUGCUACGUCAUAAUAUCACGGCACGGGCCCUGCGAAGCCUCAACAAAUCACAAAGGUAUAAUCAGGUGUCCACUUUCUGGUGUGUCUCUUUGGGGUAUAGAAUGGGGUUCUGUGUAACCCAAUUAUCUGGUGUUUAUUUCUGCUUUCCUACAAAGGAAAUCUUCCUUUAUGCAUAGUGUAUAUAGGACAUGGCUUGAAAAGUUUGAUGUUCAACAUUUUACACACACUCCAUUACAUGCAGUUUUUCAGAGUUACUGCUAACAGAAGUGAAAAGUGGGUUAUUAAAGGAUUUACAGGGCAUGUAUACAUUUAGUUCUGCCCCAUUUUGAGAUAUAGCAUCAGGUGAUGGUUCCUGUGGAUGUGUAACCUUUCAGACUGCCCUAUAACUCCAUGUUGAAUCUUUGAUGUUGGUCAGGAGGAAGAGUGGGGGGUGUGUGUAUUGCGGAGGUGGCAGUUGGUCAUUGGUAUAGACAGAAGAAGUAUAGGUAUAGCUGGAGAGGAGUGAUAGUGAUACUGUAGGUUGGCCAGGCACUGUUAAAAAUGGAUGCAUUCCAUAUUCCACUCCGCAAAUAAAGAGUGGGUGGAUUGAAAAUAAACAUUUCAAAGGACUUGGUAAGUGAGUGCAAAUGGUAGAACAUUUUUAAUAUACAUGGCAGACAAAAAUAGGAGAGCCGCCUAAUGCAUUUUGUGUCUAAUGUGGCACUCCUAGCUCGCUGUAGUGGUUAUGGUUCUCGGAGUAUUCUUUUAAAAGUGAAAGUAACCAAAUUACAUUUUAAAAUGUAAUUAAUAAAUUAGAAAUUGACUUGUGGACAGCUGGGGACUGAGAGGACUAAGAUUAAGACUAGGUGGGGAAGCUCCUCACUCCGCGAAUACAAAUAGAACUUGGCUGAGCUUCCUUCAGAGCUCCGAUUUUUACCAAGAGGGGGACUACUCCCUAUUCCACUCCCCCCCCCCUUCUUUUCCAUUUUCCUUUUUUUAACCUAUUAAUAUGAGCAAUCACUGCUGAUGGGGUGAGACCAUGACCGCCCAUUUAGGGCUGUGAGAGGAAAAGGUCCAAAACAUAGGGCUUACUCCACGACGGUUAAAAGUUUAUAAAGUAGCCAAAGGUUACUAGGUUUGUUUGUUAUAAUAUAAUGAAAAAAGUUUUUUAUGUCAUCAAUAAGCAACCUACACACCAUAUAGAGACGAGGGUAAUAAUACUGAGCAAUGGAAAAUGACUUGUUACCUAAGUUGUGAAAGGCUAAUGACAUGUAAUGUAUAACCCGUUACGACUCUGUAUUGCAAUGACAUACCAAAAAUAAAGAAUAAAAAAAAAAAAAAUAGAAAUUGAAUCAAAUAUAUUCUAUAAUUUUUUACUAUAUUACUAGUUAUUCUUGUUUGUUGAUUGACUAAAGAGCCUUGGUAAUAAUGGUUUGUUUUGAUUUACUGUUUGACUUGUUUUAUAUUUUCCGGAUUUCCCUUUAGGUACCUGCCUACAAGCGCCCUUUUUUUUUAGCCUGUUUCUGCACUUAUAUUAGGUCUUUUUAUGUUUAAAUAGGAUGGUGAGCACAGAUAAAUACCAGAAGUCUUGUCCAGUGUCCUCUGUAGUCCUGUCACCCUUAAAGCGGCACUGUCACCCCCACCUCCCGAAAAAUGAGUAUUUCAUAAAGAUUGAAUCUUUAUGAAAUACUCAUAUUGACUGUGUUGGAAUUUCACUGAAAAUCCAACCCAGCCAAGAGAUAUAUACUGAGACAAAGUAGGGACUACUUAGUCUCUGUAUAAUUCCUAAGCCUAACACUUCUACACAUUGGGCAGAGCUACCACCGUCUAGAAGUGUCAAUCCCACCAGUGACAGCUGCAGGGAAUUGGCUAUAUCUAUGGAGGAUCCCUCUGUCCCGCAGGAUCCACCAUCGACCUCAAUACUGUAUUCCCCUGCAUCAGCAGUGACGUCGGCUCCUGAGACCCGCCGUGAGAAAACCGCAGCGCCCGCGCGGGACUGGUAUUGGUAAGUACAACUCAAGUCCUCUUAACACUUAAUGAUAAUCUAACUCUGACAUUAAUACAAUAACUACCCCUUUAACCCAACUACUUUUAACAUUCUCUUUAACCAGGCAUACAUUUACAUAGCUACAUACCCUCCCUAUACUUACAGAUUCAAACACACCACCAUACAAGCAGAGAUAUGACCAUACAUACAUAUGCAGUUGUAAAAUCUGAAUACAUUUUUUGUAAACUAUUCUAUUUCUGCAAUGUCAGUCUGCUAAAUUCAUUUAACUCACUUUAUCUUACCCUUUUUUUAAUUAAUUUAUUUUUAGGGUGUUUUAGAAUUCCUUGCAGACAUGCACCUGAUAUGUAAAGCCAGCCCUGGUGUUACUGUUGAUUGUAUACUUCAUAAACUUGUGUCUCUUAUCUGUACUUUCCUUGUUUCCAAGCUAAUUAGUUUUAUCUUAUCGGUUGGGUUCCUAGCUGAUAGGCCAUAUGAGAAUGACUUUCUAAUUACUUGUGUCCAGGUCUCCCUUUCCCCUAGCAAGUAUUACAGGAAACUUUCAUUGAAAACAUUGUUUUAUUUUACAAUUUUACUUGUUUUAAUUGUGAUUUAGGAUGUAAUUCUGAAUCAUCCAGUUCCAGUGCAAUCAGUGAAUGGAGAUGUUCAAUCCUAAACAUGUCCUAAUACAGUUCUUUCUUGUUUUUGAUGCACAGGUUACAGAGACCCUUAGUGUGUGAGUGGGCACGAGCUUGUGCUGUUGAGGAAUGGUCUAGCAGAAAACACAGUACAGAUGCCAGAACAAACGCAAGAUCCAUAAGGGACAACUGGAAAUGGGAAGCUACAUUGGCCGGAGCCAUACUGGGAUUAGGAUCAGUUUUAAUUUAUGAAGAUCAGAAGAGGAGGGUAAGUAUUUUUUUUUUUUUUUAACUAUACUUUCCCAGGAGAAGAGGUAUGUGGUCAAAUAUUUGUUCAUUUUACCACACAUAAAAUACCAGUUUUCCUGCCUGCCCUUUAUUUCCCCAUGUCUCUGUACUAAUUACCUUUUCCCAUUUUUUUUAUCAUUCACAGGUGGCAAAGGCUGAGUCUGCCAAAUCCUCCGUUGAUCAUGUUUUUCCACAGUACACCCGAGCAGAUGUUAAGCAACAUGCCAGCCUUGCUGACAGAGUGUGGGUGACCUAUGCUGGAGAAGUGUUUGACAUCACAGAAUUUGUGGAAUUGCACCCUGGUGGCAAUCGCAUACUGCUGGCUGCUGGAGGAGCACUGGAACCUUUCUGGGCCUUGUAUGGUGUUCACAAGAGUGAGCAUGUUUUUGAGAUCUUGCAAGAAUAUAAGGUGGGGGAGCUCGUUGCUGAGGAGCAAUUAGAGGAUGUGGACACCACUGAUCCAUAUUCUCAUGACCCUUCUCGACACCCUGUCUACAAAGUUAACAGCCUUAAGCCUUUCAAUGCAGAACCCCCCCCUGAGAUUUUAACUGACAGCUAUGUUACACCAAAUGACUUUUUCUUCAAGAGAAAUCACCUACCGGUACCAGAGAUCAACCCUGAUCAGUACGAACUGGUUAUAGAAACUCCAAAUGGGACAAAAGGGGGUAAGCCACUGCAACUUUCCCUUAGUGAUCUGAAAACCAGAUUUCCACGACACGAGAUUACGGCCACCUUACAGUGUGCAGGAAAUCGACGCUCUGAAAUGAAUGCUGUGAAAACCGUAAAGGGUUUAGAUUGGAGUCAUGCAGCAAUUAGCACAGCUCGUUGGGCAGGUGUACGUCUGAGGGAUGUCCUGGAACAUGCUGGUUACAGUGAAAAUACACCCAAUGCCAACCAUGUGCAGUUUGAAGGUUUGGACUGUGACUUGACAGGCACAAGCUACGGUGCAUCAAUUUCCUUUGAGCAUGCAAUGAGAAAAGAUAAUGAAGUUCUACUUGCUUAUGAAAUGAAUGGGAACGAGCUGCCACGAGACCAUGGCUUUCCUUUGCGGGUAAUUGUGCCGGGUGUAGUGGGUGCUCGCAAUGUGAAGUGGCUGGGGAGGAUAGUAGUGAGUGCAGAAGAAAGCCGUAGCCACUGGCAGCAGAAUGACUACAAAGGCUUCAACCCAUCAGUGGACUGGGACACAGUGGACUUCUCUACCUCUCCAGCAAUACAGGAUUUGCCGAUACAGUCUGCCAUCACUGAUCCACAUCCUGGACAGAAGGUUACUCCUGAUUUUGAGGGGAAACUGACUGUAAAGGGGUAUGCAUGGAGUGGAGGUGGGAGGGAGGUUGUGAGAGUUGAUGUAUCCCUUGAUGGUGGAAAGACCUGGAAGGUAGCAGAACUUAGUGGAGAUAAACAAAAAGCUGGACAGGCUUGGGCAUGGAAAUUGUGGCAGUUGAGCGUCCCCAUGCCUCAUAACUGCAAAGACCUCACCAUUAUCUGCAAGGCUGUGGACAGCAGCUAUAAUGUGCAGCCAGAUACUGUGGCCCCAAUAUGGAACUUGCGUGGGGUACUGAACAAUUCGUGGCACCGUGUGCAGGUCACUGUGGAUGCACACUGACCUCUUGUCUUGGAUGAAUUGACUUUUGUGUGCCAGCAUUUAACUUAACUGCAUAGAGUCUAUUUUAAGCGUGCUACACUAAACUGCAAAUUGCAAUAUUAUUUGUGUUAGAGAAAAUGAUGGCAAACAACCGUAUGCAGGUUGCAGUUAAUGUACUACAAUUUCUGGCGUUACCCGAUGACUACCACCAUUGAAGGUGACCCCAGCUGUGUAGUUGCUUCAUUUUUAUUUAUAAUAAUUUUUUUUAUUGUGCAGCAUGAAGAAUGCUGUUAUUCAGAUCUUCCAAAAGUGACCUGUGUAUAUGAAGGACUUUGAAAAAUAUAGGAAUUAUUUGAGUAACUAACAGGGCUUGUUAGUAUCUCUUGCUUUCUCUAACAUUUAGAGAUCCUAUACAUGUGUUUUUGUUUUCUUAGUCAUAUUCUUCUCUUCUAAUUAGAUGAUGUUGGGUAAUCUGUUUGACAUCCCUUUGAAUAAAUUUACAAGCCAUUAUUAAUUAAUAUUAUGUUAACCUGCUUGUAGUAACUCCUUGCUAUUUUAGUUAUUCCCUAUUGAUUGGAACAGGUACAUCUUACUUGUCAACCCAAUUUAUCUACCCAAUAAUUAUUUACUGCAUCAGCACACCCUCUUCCCCAGAAUUGUAAAAUGUGUAUAUACUAAUAAAAGCUUGCAUAUUAACAUAUACAAAUAAAACCACUAAAAAUGUCGUAACAUUUUUUGUUAUUUAUAUCUGGCAAGACUUUAAUUUUGUACAGUUUGUACUUGCAGUAAGCUCAAGGCCUUAUGAUCUAACCUUGUAGUUUGUUUAAUAUGAUCCUUUCAUUCUACCUCCUACUAAAAGGACUUAUUUUUGAAAUAAAUGGCCUGCCAGGUAAAGCUUUGCGUAGACUAGGAUUAUAAUGAAAGAAAGAUUGUGUUAUCUUUAAAGGGAGCCUUCAGGCAAUUAAGGUGCAAGAUUGCAUUGUGCUGAAAGCCGUGCAGUUAUCAGGAUUGACCGAAACAUUACAGCCACUACCUGUUUUUAUGCUUUUAAUCAAUAGUGAAUUAUAAAUACCGUAUUUAUCGGCGUAUAACACGCACCUCAAUUUAAGAAGGAAAUUUCAGGAAAAAAAACUUAAAUUUCAAAUAAAGAACUUCUUACCCCCUUCUUACUCCCCCUCUUCAAACCAACCUUUCUUACUCCCCCCCUCCCC
Pelobates cultripes (western spadefoot toad) is the source of this 21164-nucleotide messenger RNA. The record is from the annotation of a GenBank genome assembly. Lineage: Eukaryota; Metazoa; Chordata; Amphibia; Anura; Pelobatidae.